This is a messenger RNA of Clunio marinus, 189 nucleotides long. Lineage: Eukaryota; Metazoa; Arthropoda; Insecta; Diptera; Chironomidae. The record is from the annotation of a GenBank genome assembly.
AUGAAGACACUUCAAAGGAAUCAAAUUAAAUUAACUUCAUGGUUUGCUACUUUAUUUCAUUCAUUUCAAUUUCUCUGCCAAAUGUCUGAACUGAAGAAAAUGACGUUAGACAGUAAGCUGUAUAAAAAUUACCGACAUUUAACAACUCCAAAUUUAUGUAAACACAUCAAUCACAUGAACAAUGUUUAA